ACAAAGAAAUUCCGCGACUGCAAAUGCGCCCGGUGUGUUCACCCUGAAGCUUUCGGACCUGACGAAAAACUGAUAACUAACUAUCUCGGAGAAGAGUCGCGAAGACCAGCACUGAAGGAAAUUGUCAUACAAGGAGGCAAAAAAACGGCUUCCAUCUUGUUGCGUUCUCGUAACUUCAAGGUGAAAAAAAAAAGAGAAUCUUAUUUUGAAUUUCCGAGUUCGAAUGAAAAAGUUGGUCCUGAAUAAAGUUCCAUGGCUUUUUUUCCUUUUUGAGGCCUGUUUUUAGAAAAACGAUUUUUAGGAUAAAAAAACAAAAAAAUCAUCGCUAGAUUAGUUUUUCUUGAUACGAUAGCUCAAAGGAUUACGGUAUUCCUUUUUUCGCAGGCUCCUCCGUCAACUGAAGACCUUCCUGACCUCGGAAAAGAGAAUUUGUUCGACGAGUUGUCUGAUACAAACGUUGAAAAUGCGCCGAAUUUUGAAAUCAACGGGAAUUAUGUGCGUUUUUUUCUUAUAUCCGAUCGAUUUGAAACGAAACUUACCGACAUAACUGAGGACUUCUUAAAAAAACUUUAUUCUUACUUGUUUUUUUUUCAGAUUGGCGAUUGCGAGAAGCGUUUCUACGCUUGUGAGAUUUGCGGCAAAGGUUUCACCGACUCUCUUCAGGCGCAGAGUCAUAUUUCUGGCCAUAAGUAGGUUUCAGAACAUAAAAAAGAAUCUAAUUGAUCCAUUUUGUAACGAAUAUUUUGAUGAAAACAUGUCCUGUAUGUUUUUUGCAUUUUUGAAUGUGGAAGAAGGAAACUAGGCUACAUUUUUUGCUUUGGAAGUCAGUUAAACUAUUGUCUGUUCAGAUUUAGAAAAUCAGCUCAUCGCUUAAGCUCCGCCCCUUAUGUGUAGAUUAAACAAAUCAGCGAUCCAUCCAUAGAGCUUUGUUGGGGGGGCGGAGUUUGCUGCUAGAAGUUCAAUAUUUAAAAAAACUAAAUUCACAUUUUUCCUAAAAAGAGCUUUGUUUUUUUCUUUUUUUCCAUUUUUUUCAUUUUCACUUGUUUUUCUAGAAGUUUUUACACCAAGGAUUCAAAACGGUGUAUAGUUAUGAUUUUUUUCAUCCUAUUUCAGAAACCGAAUGAAAACGAUGUUUCGAAAAAUGAUCCAAAAAUUCAAAUUUUUUUCGUUUCAUAAGCUGAUUUUUUUCAAGAGAGUUCUAAGAGCUGAUUCAAAAGUUUAGUUGAUUCCAGUCAUUUUAAUUUAUAUCAAAAGAAAAUUUUUCAAUCAGACCCAACUGGCUAAAAUGUGUUUUCUGCGGCUUGAGCUUAAAUGGACGGAUCGCGUUGCGGCAACAUUACAUGAGUGAACAUAUGGAUCAGAGCUCGUCCACGUUCACCUGUGGCGGUUGUUUCAGGUUAAUAACAGAGAUAAAAAGGAUUCAUACUCAGUUAUGACAGGAAAUAGGUGAAAAGAGCGCAGUUCGCUCGAGAUAAUCAAAAAUUUCAGUGUUUAAGUUUGACAAGUUCAUUUUUGUGGUUUAAUGGGCUUUAGCUCCUUUCUUGCGCAAUACGAAAAGCUUUUCUUGAAAAAAAACCUUUCAAGGGUCCCCAGCAAAACUUUUUAUCUCAUUUUCUUUCAUUUUCUUUUUCAUGUUCUUCAACAAAAAUAUUCGGGAAAACAGCUUGAAAGAUUUGAAAGGGCUCCAAGAGGCUAAUUAAAAGGAGCUGGAAAACUUUUUCACAAAAAUUUUAUUAGCUUUUAGAGGAACCGUUUCAGCUCCCUUUCAAGGAUCCUCAAAGCAACAUUUCCGUUUUAUCUAUUUUUGUAAAAAUCAAUAUUAUAGAAACGGAGUUUCGAAAAUAUUCAGUUGAAUUUAUUUCUUCAGCGUCUUCCCAACUCGAAUCCACUAUGAGCAUCAUCUUUUACUGCUUCCGGAAGCCCAUCGUUUGUUUUAUUUUUCAUUUUUUGAACUUCAUCUUGUUACUGGAGUCGAUCAUAUUGUUUUAAAACAGAGAACAGUUGAAUUUUUACAAUUUUUGGCUGAAUUUGACCCUUUGAGGUAAAAAAAAAAAUUUCAAGUUAUAUUCUAAAAAAUUUCUAAUACAAGUCUGUAUUUUUUAUUUUUGAAGCCUGCCACGUCAUGGAUUAUCGUCAGGACAUGUACUUUGACCGACCGAACAUUUCUGAGGGUUUUCAAGAAAAAAGAACUAGAAAAUCGAUAAGAGAACAUUUUUCAGACCGGAACCCUCCAGUCAACAUUUCUCAUGCUUCUGAGCGCGUUUUGCCGGUUUUCAAACAGCAAAAUGGAGGAAAUCCUAGGGAUUUCAAGCGUCUGAUGGUGACGCCGUUGGGUGUCCGCAGCAUGGCUGAGAUUGAGAAGAAUAUGGUGAUUAACAGAGCAAAAACAAAAUUUGAGGUCGAAAGUUUCAUAGGCGAAUUCGGAAAUGCUGGAAAAGACUUCAUAGGAAUGUUUGUUUGAGAAUGACAAAAGCUACUUUUUUUCUGCCGUUUCGCGCCUUUUCAUCGGCUUCUAUGCACCAUUUUGCUGCCUCUCCCUUUUUUCCACUAUUUCUUGAGCCGUUAAAAUUCUAGAAAAAUUUAGAGACUCGAUAAAGGGACUAUUUUCACUGCUUUUCUGUGGCCUUUUUCGAGCCUCCAUUUUUGCAGCCAUUCCGACUUUGCCUAAGUUAGUUGUAAUUUCAAAAGUUUUGAUAAAAAGAAAAAAAAACUUGUUGCAGAUUUAAAAAAAUCAUGAUUUUAUGCUUCAGAAAAGCUUUUUGAUGGUGAAAGAAAAGCCUCCGAGCACGAAGCCACUGUCAAAGGACCACCGAAAGACGGUCUUGGAAAUGUGCAAACGCGUGAGACAGAAGCCAGAAGAAAAUAUUCCCGAAAUCCGAAUUUACAAAAAAGCGCCUCUAGAAGAAGAAGACGAAGAGGAGGAGUUCGAAGUAGGAACGAAUGUUUGAAACAGAGAAAACUUUGAUAAUCUAGCCGUACGGACGGAAGAACAACGUGAAGUGGGAUGAACUGUUGUGCAAUGAGGCGGCGGCUCGCGAAUUUCCAGAUUGGCCGGCUGGACUCCGUAAAGGUAAGGGGGGAGGAUUAAAACUUGUACAAGAAAUCCCCAGGAACUCCAGAGAGGUCCCUAUAGGGGAAACCUUAGGGGCCCUGGGGUUUUCUCUAGGGCCACUAAAAGUUGCAAAAGUUGUCUCUAUAGGGGUUUUAGUUAGUGGCCCCUUCAGGGAACAUGCUAGUCGAUAAUUGUCAUGAACUUUAAGCGAGGAAGCAUUUCCAUGAGAAAAACAGGAUAAAUAAGCGUUUUUUGAAUGGAAUUGAGAGACCCCUAUAGGGUCCACUUGAGCUUUAGAAGUUAGAAGCAGAAGAACAGUACCUCAACUUCUAUAUGAACCACUUUGAGAUUCCUAAGUCUGUUGAAAAAAAGUUAUUUACCCAUAUUAUCAGAAAAAAAAUUUCUUUUCUAUUUAAAUGGAAGAAAUGAAGUGAACCAGCUUAUUUUUCAAAAAGGUGGACUAUCGAACUAUUUCGAGCACUUUACAGCACGGAAAGCUAUGAACUUUCUAUAUUUUGACUUCAAGUUAGAAAAAACAACUCUGCGAAUUUCACAAGCAUAGAUGGCAAGUACAGAACUCAUUCAGCCCGGAAGGAAGAACCUCACAAAAAUAUUGGAAAUUAAAAUCAUUUUUCAACCUCAAGGAGUUCGUCUAGGCCGAGAUAAUACAAGUUUUAGCCUCAGGGAGAUAGUAAUAACUUGAAGAUAGAAAAUCUUGGGUGGAGGUGUCGACGGCAUUAAAAAAUGGUUUGCCAAUGUAUGUUCACAAGGCAGCUUCGCAGGUGAAAAUUAUCAAAAAGAACUCAGAAAUGAUUUUUUUUUUCCGUCUUUUGAAGGACUUUUUAAGGGGUCUUUUGCCUUCUUUUAAAAAUCCCGAAAAGUUGUCUUGAAUUUUGCACACGCUCGUGGCUCAUUUCACUCAUGUUGCUAGAAUUCGACAACACUAAACGUCCGAAGGAGUACUGUGCUUUUCUUCGCGAGAAAAUGUACGGAACGCCUUGUCCGCCGCCGCCGACGUCUCAUCUCGCUUGGGCCGAUCAUCCGAGAUCGGCCGGUUUGGGUUUCCUUUUGAAAAAGGAUGUUUCUUUCUGAUUCGACACUUCAGAAGGCAUGUUCGGUAUCACGGGAAACGAGGAUCGGAAAGCCGAUCAGAGAACGCCAAAAACCCCGAGCAAAUUUGAUCGUGGGAGGUUUUCAGUUGACAGCAGCGUUCCCAUAUUCACAACGGAUUGCGGUAAUUUUUAAUUGAUGUAGAAUAUUAUUUGAUGGCGUCGAGAAGCUCAAAAAAAACUUCCCAAAAAUCUGUUUUUUUGAGACUAUUGACUGAAAGAUAUUCUUUUUGGUUACUCCAAGGAUAUUUCGCUCGCAAAAAGAUGAAUAAAGAGAAGUAGAUACGGUUUUUAAAUAGAGGCGAAUAAAGUGUACACGGAGCCAGAGUUUUCAGAUGAUGGUUUCAUGCCGUUUUUCCCGAACCCAGCGUUCCGAGGCGAUCCGUCGCUUUUGAACAAAACCAAAGAUGAGUUCGAUAUCGUCCGCGAGGAUCAUCUUUUUGCUGUCUACGAACCGAAUGAUGUAAAAAUAAAUAAACAAUACCUGAAUUUAUCGAAAAUUUCAGGGUCGAAACCUCGAACUUCUCAGUGAACCUAAGACCGAAGUCAGCGAAGACGCUUUCGAAGAAAAUCUCUCUUUUUGGCCUCACUAA
Messenger RNA from Caenorhabditis auriculariae, 4754 nucleotides. The record is from the annotation of a GenBank genome assembly. NCBI's taxonomy places the organism in Eukaryota, Metazoa, Nematoda, Chromadorea, Rhabditida, Rhabditidae.